CAGAGGCUUUAACCCUCUGAGCCCCCCCAGGCGCCUCGGAAGUGGGUUUUUCUUACUGUCUUGGUAGAAUCAGUGACAAGAUCUGGGACCAUCUCUUGCUUCGAUGGGACUCACCCGAGACCCUUGGCUUUGGGCAGCGCCUGUGCAAACGGGUGGGGGCGAAAUUGCAAGCGGGGGGUGGAACCGUGAGCCUCCGCUCCAGGGUGCCAGGGCUCAGGGCCGUCGGCUUCCUCCUCGGUGCCACUAGGCUUCUCCCGAGCGGAGAGCGCAUGCCUCUUCCUGGUGCAGAGCCCAGGGCGGUUUUACCGAAGAAGGAGAAGCUGAGGCUGCGGCGUGAGAGGUGGCUGCAGAAAAUCGAAGCCAUAAAGCUGGCGGAGCGGCAGCGCAAGGCGGAGCGGAGACGGAGGGCCGCGGUGGUGGUGGGGGACCUGCAGCCCCUGAGAGACGCCCUCCCCGAGCUGCUGGAGCUGGAGGCGGGUGCGCGGCAGCCCCGAGCCCGGGGGGUGAGCCGCAGGCCCCGGCCCGCCGAGCUGAGCCGCAUGAGCGCUGCGGAGAGGCGCCUGCUCCUGGAUGAAGAAAGGGCUCGCUUUCAGGAGCUGCUGGCCAGUCCAGCUUACAGGGCCAGCCCCCUCCUGGCCAUCGGGCAACAGCUGGCCCGGCAGGUGCAGCUGGACGGCGGCAGCCAGCUCUGAUGCAGCCCUGAGGCGUCCCAGGAGCUCCAGGGACCCGCCCCUUGCCGUCCUUGCCCCGAACCCGGCCAGAGAGCCCACCGCGAAAGUGAGGGCACCGUCACAGGUGUUGGGGUGAGGGCACUCCUCUGUGCUCCCCACAGUCCCUGGGCUUCCUUCCAGACUGCUCCUGGGCAGUCUCUUGCUUGGGGUCCCUCGGCACAACUGCCCACCCGGCUGGCUCUGCGCCUCCCCAGCUCCUCUGCAGCCCGAGAUGCUGUCCAGGCGGGUUCUGUGGGCGGCUGCUGCCCUCCCAGUUCCCAGGGGCUCCUGUCCGCUCCUCUUGGGUCGUGGCCCCCAUGCCCUGCCCCCCAGCCCUUUCCCCCUGUGUCUCCCUUGGGCUCCCAGCCCGCAUCGCUCCCGACCUGCCCCUGGCAUUGAGGUGAGCCGGGCCGCCGUCGUCUAGCGGCCGGCAGACCCAGAAGACCUGGUCCCGCCUGGGAGCAAGAUGGGCAUUUCCCUUCCGAAGCCGGGGUUUGGAGGCCAGGCUGCAAGGGCAGACUGCACCCCUAAGGGCCUGGGCUUGUCCGGGGGGUGUGCGGUGUGGGGGCCGGGCACCCAGGGCAGCAGCUCCCGACCCAGGGAAGCCCCAUCACCCGCGGGGCCAGGGCCGGGAUACCCAGUACCCGUGGCCUCGCUGUGGUGUGCGGGUGGGGCGUCCAGGCGCCAGGCACUCUGGGCUUUGUGGCCGACCUGGCGUGCGCUCGGGCAGUGUCGUCGACCUCGGGUGCCGGGGCUCUCUGGGCACGGGUGGCUGAAGGGAGUCCGAGCCUGUGCCCCGCCGCCAUUGGGCAUCCUGGACCCCUUCUCGCCACCAGAGCACACAGUGUCACGCCUCCCAGGAACAGGACACGGAAAGGGACAGGUGUGGCCUCUGAGGCUGCGCGUGGGAGCCUGAGUCCCCUCGGCCGGAGGUCUGGACAGGCCGCCGGCCUCGGAGCGACGGUGCUCUCCUGUCUUCGGCAGGGACGCUGGUUCCCCUUAAGCGAGAUGAGCUGUUCACAACGUGUUUGUGAUCGACUCGCGUUUGCAAUAAACAUGUGCGGGAGAACCCGAGUGGGGCCCGGCCGCCCUCUUGUCUCUCCAUCACGCUUGUCCGCA
Molecule: messenger RNA, 1829 nt
Organism: Neogale vison (American mink)
Lineage: Eukaryota; Metazoa; Chordata; Mammalia; Carnivora; Mustelidae
Gene: SLX9
Product: SLX9 ribosome biogenesis factor
Exons: 5
Coding region: 270-692 (140 amino acids)
Biological process (GO): maturation of SSU-rRNA from tricistronic rRNA transcript (SSU-rRNA, 5.8S rRNA, LSU-rRNA)
Cellular component (GO): nucleolus; 90S preribosome; preribosome, small subunit precursor
Source: RefSeq, a predicted model, not a curated record